This is a messenger RNA of Oryza sativa Japonica Group (Japanese rice), 1950 nucleotides long. Its product is annotated as rust resistance kinase Lr10. The record is from RefSeq and is a predicted model, not a curated record. Gene Ontology annotation, biological process: protein phosphorylation. Gene Ontology annotation, molecular function: protein kinase activity; ATP binding. Lineage: Eukaryota; Viridiplantae; Streptophyta; Magnoliopsida; Poales; Poaceae.
GUGUUCAUCGCGUAAGCAUGAAGAGUGCAGAAACAUUGUUUUCUCUCACACUAGCACAGUUGACAGUGGCACACAGAAACAGUCAAAUCAGCUAGCUGCAAACAAAAUGAACCAAUAAAAAUAUCCUCACAACUCACAAGGCAGGAAGACACUUCAUAAGCCAAGUAGCCAACACUCCUUGCACACUGUAGCUAACCCCUCCUGGUAGUUCAUCAGCAUGGCCAUCGCCAAUGGAAGUCUUGCUUUAGCACUCAUUGGGGUGAUCACGACUGGUAUAGUAGCAGUCGUGACCAUAGUUGCGAUUUACAAGUGCGCCAAGAUCGCCAUCAAAAUGUGGUAUAGUAGCAGUCGUGACCAUCACACGCCCAUCGCCAACGGCGGCGGCAGCAGCAGCAGCCGGGGCGGAAUCGGCGGCGCGGACGCGGACGUCGUCGAGAUGGGCAGCAUGAGCCACUUCAUCGAGGGCCUCCAGAACGAGCGGCCCGUGCGGUUCAGCGCGCGGCAGCUGCGCGCCUUCACCAAGAGCUACGCCCACAAGGUCGGCUCCGGCGGGUUCGGCGUGGUGUACCGCGGCGUGUUCCCGAGCGGCGCGCCGGUGGCCGUCAAGGUGCUGAACAGCACGCUCGGGAAGCGCGCCGAGGAGCAGUUCAUGGCGGAGGUCGGCACCAUCGGGAGGACGUACCACAUCAACCUCGUCCGCCUCUACGGCUUCUGCUUCGACGCCGACGUGAAGGCGCUCGUGUACGAGUACAUGGAGAAGGGCUCGCUGGACCGCUACCUGUUCGACUCGUCGCCGUCGCCGGCGGCGGAGAGGAUCGGGUUCGAGAAGCUCCACGAGAUCGCCGUCGGGACGGCGAAGGCGGUGCGGUACCUGCACGAGGAGUGCGCGCAGCGGAUCAUCCACUACGACAUCAAGCCGGAGAACGUGCUCCUCGGCGCCGGGAUGGCGCCCAAGGUGUCCGACUUCGGGCUCGCCAAGCUGUGCGACAGGGAGGACACCCACCUGACCAUCACCGGCGCGCGCGGCACCCCGGGGUACGCGGCGCCGGAGCUGUGGAUGCCGCUCCCCGUGACGCACAAGUGCGACGUGUACAGCUACGGGAUGCUGCUGUUCGAGAUGCUCGGGAGGCGGCGGAACCUGGAGCUCGGCGCCGGGGCCGGCGCGCACGGGCACGGCAGCCAGGAGUGGUACCCGCGGUGGGUGUGGCACCGGUUCGAGGCCGGCGAGACGGAGGCCGUGCUGGCGCGCGCGACGGCGGCGGCGGCGGGCGGCGGGAGGGAGAGGGAGAAGGCGGAGAGGGUGUGCAUGGUGGCACUGUGGUGCGUGCAGUACAGGCCGGAGGACAGGCCGUCCAUGGGCAACGUCGUGCGGAUGCUGGAAGGGGAGGACCACAUCGCCGCGCCGCGCAACCCGUUCGCCCACCUCGCGCCGUACAGCGCCGCCGGCUCGUCGCCGACCACCACUACCGCCACCACGGAAUCGGAUGGUUCGUCGGCUCGUACCGGCAGGUAGACGUGUCGGAAACGAAUUCCCGUUUUCUGAUUCUUCCACGUUUGCACAGCACGGGUGUGAGUUGUCAGCAAGGCUGUUGUGUUCAAAGACGUACACCUACUGAUGUGUAUAAGUGCAUGUCUACAACAUUUUAGUGUGUUAGACUGUUAUAGUGCCGUAUUUGUUCCGCUAAUUUUGGUUUUAAACGUUUCGGUGUGACUCAAUUCGACUCUGCAGUCUGUACUCUGUAGCGAGGAAGAUGGGUUAGACAUGUGGGCCCUGACUGUCAUUGGGAGGAUCAGAGGUAGAGGAGGAUCGAUUUUGCUAUAUAUUUGUUGACAAUUUUUCUCUCUGAAAUUUAACAUAUGUAAAUACAGUGUGAUCAUAGUGUAAUUAUAUUGUACUAACUUACAUGUAAAUACAGUAUAUCUUAUGUGUAACUUUCAUAUAUUUUUAAA